Molecule: messenger RNA, 1285 nt
Organism: Hibiscus syriacus
Lineage: Eukaryota; Viridiplantae; Streptophyta; Magnoliopsida; Malvales; Malvaceae
Product: S-norcoclaurine synthase 1-like
Exons: 4
Coding region: 114-1172 (352 amino acids)
Source: RefSeq, a predicted model, not a curated record
AUAGUGUGACAACUGAAAAUGUUAGUUACUGUUUAGCAUAUAAAAUAUAAACCAAAAUUUCCUCAGAUCAGAACUUGAGACUGUUGUAGCAGAUCAGAUCAAAAUUUACAGCGAUGGAAACAAAGGUGCAUAGCACGUUUAAUCAGUUUGGUUCUUUACCUGUUGAGAAUGUCCAAGCUCUUGCAUCCAAGAACCUCAAGAACGUUCCAUACAGAUACAUCAGAUCAGAGAUCGAAUUCGAUGUAGUUUCUUUUGAUGAAUCCCUGCAGAUUCCAGUAAUUGACAUGAGCAAACUAUAUGAUAAUGCUGAUGAACAAGAAAAACUUCAUUUGGCUUGCAAACACUGGGGUUUCUUCCAGUUAAUCAACCAUGGGGUAGAAGAUGAAGUGAUUGAGAAAAUGAAGAUUGACGCACAAGAGUUCUUCAACUUGCCUUUGGAGGAGAAGAUGGCUUCUGCACAGAUACCCAAUCACAUUGAAGGCUACGGUCAAGCCUUUGUUGUAUCACAAGACCAGAAGCUUGAUUGGGGAGAUAUGCUCUUCCUCUUUGGCCUGCCUGUGCCCUUAAGAAAUAUGAGAUUCACGCCAACCAAUCCCCCUUCAUUCAGAGCAACUUUUGAUAAGUACUCAAUGGAGUUACAUAAGGUUAUAAUACAUCUCAUGAAGCUGUUUGCCAAAAACCUGGGGAUCAAUCACGAGUUGCUUGCGAGCUUUUUUGAGGACGGGAUACAAGGAGUACGAAUGAACUAUUAUCCACCCUGUGCAGAGGCAAGCAAGGUUUUUGGUCUAGCACCACACUCUGAUGCUACAGGCUUAACACUCUUGAUUCAAGUGAAUGAAGUUGAAGGAUUACAGAUCAAGAGAAACGAGAAAUGGGUGCCUAUUAAACCAAAGCCUGGCGCAUUCAUCGUCAACAUUGGAGACAUGCUUGAGAUUAUGAGCAAUGGAGAGUAUAAAAGCAUAGAACAUAGAGCUAUGGUUAAUCCAGCAAACGGGCGGUUGUCGAUUGCAGCAUUUCAUAAUCCGAAAAUGGGUACCCAGAUUGGUCCUUUGCCUGAUCUUGUUAAAACUAACAAGGCCCUGUAUAGGACUCUACCACUAGAGGAGUUCCUGAGAUUGAAGAUGGCCAGCAAACUUGAUGGGAAACAUAUGAUAAAGAAAAUGAUGCUAUAAUUCAGAAUCCUAGUCAUGUUUAUCAACUAUUUGCCCAAGUUAAGUACUUAACGCAACUUUUGUUACGUCUUUUCCAGUUUCGAAAUGCCACAAACAGGAUUGGUCCAAGCAAA